Prunus mume (Japanese apricot) is the source of this 2906-nucleotide messenger RNA. The record is from RefSeq and is a predicted model, not a curated record. NCBI's taxonomy places the organism in Eukaryota, Viridiplantae, Streptophyta, Magnoliopsida, Rosales, Rosaceae.
UUGGGGCAGCAAUGCUAGCACAUCUCCAAAAUGCCAUAGAAGGUUUUUCGGAGAGCCCGAAAAGUAAACGCUUUUGUGGAGAUGCUGCAUUUCUAACAGUUGCUAUAAUGGAGUAUAUCCCUGAGCUUGCUUAUAAACUUAUGAAAAGAAACAAUUUUGCCAAACCUGAUAAAUUCCCUUUGCUCAUCGGAUGGGGAGAAGUGUACAAGCAAAGGCUGGAAAGCAAGUACAGGGCUUCUAUGGAAGAGUAUGUUGAUGUGCUGAAGAAUAUUGAAGAGGUUACGUGGCAGCCAUAUGCAAGGCUUACUGAGUCCUUCUUGCCAGAUUGGUUAAAACCUCAGUUGAUCAUGCGUUUAAGUAGAACAGUCAUGAUCUGUUUUAACUACGUGGCGUACCAUCGCCCGGACAAAUGCAUAAAGAAGUUUGGCUUCCGCAAAGUUGAUUUGAGUGCUUGCGGCAAGGUGAAGCGACACCAAACAAAAGCUAUGAGUGGGCCAGAGCAAGUAGAUUAUUCUACGAAACAAUACGUACUGGAUUGGGAGUGUAGACAUAUAUAUUUGAUACAAUGCAUUGAUGUUCUGCCCAACUCUCCAACACCUGAUUUGGAUGAACCCAAUCCCAACAGUUUUGCUAUGCGCAGCUCUACAACACCUGAGGAUGCACCUGCACCUGGACAGACUGCCACUCCUGCUUCUUCUGCCUUCAUGGCCACUCCCUUUGGACACAUGCCCACUCCCUCUCUAAUUGAAAAAGAUGGAUGGUCAGAGGCUCAAGUUAACAUAGAGGAUGAAGAGGUCCAAACUUCAGAGGCUCAAGUCCGAACUUCACAGGCUCAAGCUUGUAUUACCCAAAUUACUCAAGCUGUGCAGACCCCGCCUUCACAGCUUGUAUUUUCAGUCAUAGACCAGGAGGCAGAGCCCUCCACCUUGCCUUGGCCAGUUCUGCAGCAUAGUUCUACUACUGACCCGUCAACAUCUCAUCAGGCAUCUCCAUCAUGCAAUCCUCCGCUUGCGGCAUCUCAAGAUCAACAAUCUGCUGCAGCACCAGCAGAACUUGCAGAAGCGGCAAAACCUCCAGUCAUCAAUUCAUUGCCUUCCAUAGCUACCAACUCAGAAUCUGAAGACAACCCAUCAUCACAGUCGCCUCAACUUCAAACCCCAAUUGGUUGGCCUCCCAAUGGCAAGCUUACCUUCAACUGGGUCAGAUGCCUCAUGUCCGUCUUUGACUGGGCUUCUAGACAUCUUGAGCCGACCCAAUUGCCAGACGUGUUUCCUGUCGAGGUUUUUGAUAGUCUGGUCCUCUGUGCCUCUAAGAUCCUCCACAAAGAGGCCAAUUGUGUAACCAUUGACAACUUAGCCCCUGAAUCCAGAGUCGUCGUCGUCGGAGACCUUCACGGGCAGUUGCAUGACCUUCUUUUCCUUCUCCAUGAUGCUGGCUUUCCCUCAGAAAAUCGAUUCUUCGUCUUCAAUGGCGAUUAUGUUGAUAGAGGUGCCUGGGGUCUCGAAAGUUUCUUAAUUUUGUUAGCUUGGAAAGUGUUCAUGCCAAAAAGAGUGUAUCUUUUGCGAGGAAAUCACGAAUCGAAGUAUUGCACUUCUGUUUAUGGUUUCAAGAACGAAGUGCUGACAAAGUAUGGUGAUAGAGGCAAGCAUGUGUAUUGUAAAUGUCUUGGGUGUUUUAAAGAUCUUCCUUUGGCUUCCAUCAUUGGUAAACAUGUGUACACUGCACAUGGAGGCAUUUUUCGCCACAUGCCUGUGAUGCCGAAGAAAUCAAGGGGAAAAAAGAGGCAUAAAAUAGGUUUCAAUCCUGACCCCAAUUCAUUAUCUUUGGGCUCAGUUGAAGAAUUAAAUAAAGCUCGAAGAUCAGUUCUUGAUCCUCCAUGGGAAGGUCCCAAUUUGAUUCCCGGUGAUGUGCUCUGGUCGGAUCCCUCAAUGACUUAUGGGCUUUCUUUAAAUACAGAGAGAGGCAUUGGUCUUCUUUGGGGUCCUGAUUGCACCGAGGCUUUUCUUAAGAAAUUUCAACUCAAGCUGAUUAUUAGAUCACAUGAAGGCCCUGAUGCACGGGAAAAGAGACCAGGUCUUGGUGGAAUGGAUGAAGGGUACACCAUCGAUCACAUUGUGGAAUCAGGAAAGCUCAUCACUUUGUUUAGUGCUCCAGACUACCCACAAUUUCAGGGGACAAACGAGAGGUACAAAAAUAAAGGGGCUUACAUUAUCUUGGAACCCCCGAAUUUCGAUGAUCCUGUAUUUCAUAGUUUCGAAGCAAUCACUCCAAGACCAAAGGCAAAUCCAUUUUACAAUUUUGAAGAAGUGAUUGAUUCUGAUGAAGAAUUAGACUUUACAUCAAUGGUGACCAGUCCGUGAAGGUGGGAACUUGUGAAUCCAAACCCGGAAAUCAUUUAUCUAUCACACCCAACACCCGCUGAUAGGGUUGAAAUCACAUUGUGGGCCUUUCAGCCACUCUACUGUACUAUUUAGAGGUUGCGCAGUUUCUGAGAGUGAAUCCAGAAGCAGGACUCUUCUUCUUUGAUUCUAGUUAUCGAAGGUUGUUGAAUCACUCAGGCAAGGUUAACAGGCAAUGGUAAUCGUUCAUUCUUGAAGGGACACGGCAAAAACAGCUCGGAAAUUGGUUGAACUUGCUCGCAAGUUUGAAGGACUCGAGCAUUUUAAGGUUGCUGCUGAUCCUUCCUUGAGUUCAAAGCAAAGAGCUAUCAUAGCAGAUGCUAACGCGCUUUGAUGAGAAAAGUGGCAGCUUUAUUGUACAUAAAUUGGUCGAAUCGCAAGCCACUUUUACAUUCAAUGCUCAAGUGUUGAAGCAUACAAUGAAAUGUUGAGCCGCCACAUGAAUGAGACUGAGGUUAUUGUUUUUGUGAACUAUUUUGUCUGUAUUUUUACUUUAUUUUCCUACCA